AUGCGGCUCAGAAGCACGCUGUCAAGCGCUACGUCUGAUCCUAUGGGACUGGAUCUAUUCGAAGUUUUACCUAUCCCUAUGCCGUUUGAAUCGAUGAAACUUCUUCACCAUGGAACCCACUUUCGCCUCUUGACAAGUACAGUUGUGGCUAAAAAUCCUAAUGCCAGCCUAGCUGGACUUGUCACGCACAAUGCAGCCACUUUUAGGUCCUUCUUGCUCAUAGCCGGUAUACAUCAUGUCUGGGCCGGUGGUUCGCUCCAAGCAAUCGAAGAGACGAUGCUUCAUCACAAACUCGAAGCAAUCCGUAUUGUUAAUGGCAUGAUUGGCGAUCCUGUGUUGAGCCAAAGUGAUACAUGUAUAUCUGCAAUGGUUGGCCUGGCCAUGGUUGAGGCUGCGUUGGGCGAUAAAAAGGCUGCAGAAGCUCAUCUAAAAGCUUUGGCCCGGCUAUACGAUGAUCAAAAUCCGGAAGAGGACAGGGCAGCCUGCCUAGUUGCAGCAUCCAAGGACAGAAACGACAGCGAGUCUCAUUAUUUUGUCAACGAGCCGCGCGAGAGUCCAAAGCGGUCUCAUCAUUAUACGCGGCCAACACGACCAGUGUUCAGCGCUGUCCCAUUCCUUAGCCUCCAUCUAUCGCCUUUCUACUACGCAACUCCGCCAGACCUGGAAGCUUGCAACGCCGAUGCCGAAUGUGAGAUUAUUGCAAUAACCUUGCGGCGAUUGUCUAGCUUUGGCUCAGAUCGGAGUGCUCAAAGUGGCGAGGAAAAUAAUGCAGCGUCGUCUCGUCAACAAAAGGCUCGAGACACUCUUCGAGAAGACGUAGAAUCCUACACUGUCUCGUUGAUUUUCAAGCCUGCCAGGCCUACACGAGACAAUAGAAGCGACAGCCAAGCUCGGGUGCAAGUCUCAAGACUGAGUUCACAACUUCGGCGAGAUGAUUUCGAGGAUCUCGAGGAUGCCGACGACCAAUUUGUCACCUUUCUAGAGCACCCCUUUGCUAAUCUCCCGCCUGCCAUCUUCCCAUCCACGUCGCGAGCUUGGGCGUGCGCCGCGUAUCUCUACCUUCACUUGGUUGUAGACUACCUCCCGCAGCAGCAAGAUCAUGCUCAAGAGCCAGUUAAUAUGGACAAACAUCUGUGGCGCUGGCUUAUCAGCAGUUUGCGUCAAGAUCUUGAUCACACAGAAGAAGCGAUGCGCAUCGGAGCCCAGAGCUCAGAGUUGUGGCUAUGGAAAGCCGUGCUUGGCGCUUAUGCAAUGGCCAAGAAUCCUCAAGAGGCAUCUGAUGAAGCCAGUAGCGGCGAUGAGGACGAGAGCGAUGACCAAAAUAGGGCGAAUAGCCCAGGAGGACGAUCAAGUGGACGAUCGAGCCAAGUGUCUUCUUCCAGCGACAUAGCAGACAUGCAAUGGUUUAAUUCAAAGAUACGGGCAUGGAGCGCCGUGGUUCGCACAACAUCAUGGGAUGGCGCAAAGAAGGCCCUGAGCCGUAUCGCAUGGCCUGAAAAGUUUUACGAUGAUGACCGCUUGGCCGAAUUGUGGGAUGAGGCUAUGGAAUCAGUAAAUCCAGAGUGA
Trichoderma gamsii is the source of this 1566-nucleotide messenger RNA. RefSeq lists its product as hypothetical. NCBI's taxonomy places the organism in Eukaryota, Fungi, Ascomycota, Sordariomycetes, Hypocreales, Hypocreaceae. The transcript is spliced from 5 exons. The record is from RefSeq and is a predicted model, not a curated record. Bases 1 to 1566 code for a protein of 521 amino acids.